AUGGGGUCCGGGCGAGUGCUUUUGCUGGUGGCAGUUACCUGUUGUGUGAUUUUGGCAGUGCAGGCAAGGCCAAACGGCAAGGACGAAGAAUGGAAGCAUGGCGGUGGCAAGGACCACCACAAGGAAGAACAUUCGUCCCACGGCGAGAAGGGAGAGAAGGGUUACAAACACGAUGAGGAGCACGAGGAAGGCAAAAAGGGACACCACGAUAAGGAAGGGCACAAGAAGGAAUACCACGACGAAGGAGGUCACAAAAAGAAACACAACGAUGAAGGUGGAUACCAUAAGGAAAGCAAGAAGGGAGAGAAGGGAGAAAAGGGACACAAGUUCGAGGAGAGUGGUAGCUUCAAGAAAGGACACUCGACCAAGGGACAUCACGAAAUCCAUAAAUUAGACGAAUUCAAGAAGGAGAAGAAGUUCUUUGAUGAGGAUCACGAUGAAGGAUUCGAUGAGAAGUAUGGCGACUUCCAUGAGGAGCAUGGAUACAAGAAGGGUGGCCACGAGAAGAAGGGUCACAAGAAGGCUGGUCAUCACCAUGAUCAUUAUGGCAAGAAGGGGCACAAGAAGAAGGGAUCGCAUCAUCACGACCAUGUGGGCCACAAGAACGAGCACGGCCAUGAUGAGCACUGGAACCACAAGGAAGAUUUCGGAAAGAAGGGUGGCAAGGACCAUCACAAGAAAUGGGGCCACAAGAAAGGACAUCAUUAA
This is a messenger RNA of Uranotaenia lowii, 708 nucleotides long. RefSeq names its product probable zinc transporter protein DDB_G0282067. The coding region runs from base 1 to 708 and encodes 235 amino acids. Lineage: Eukaryota; Metazoa; Arthropoda; Insecta; Diptera; Culicidae. The transcript has a single exon. The record is from RefSeq and is a predicted model, not a curated record.